AUGUUUAAAUUCAUGUUUAAUGAGAGGAAUUCCAAGAAGAAACUCUUCAUCCUGAGGGAUUGCCUGGGCUCUGGGGGAGGUUUCCUGCUGGUGCUGGUGCACUGCUUGGCUCACAUCACUGCUGGGGACCUCGGCCACGACACCAACCCCCUCUUCCUGAGCCUUUUCCACCAGGCUCUAAAGGCCUGUCUCAGUGAGAUGUUCUCCCUCAGGCUGCAGCUCUCAGCAGCUCCCCAGGGGGAUAAAUCCCAGGAGAUAAAGCAGAUGCUGCUCAAGGAGGAGCCAUUCUCCACAGAGGAAAUAAACCUCAUCUCCCAACUUUUUGAAGUGAGAGUGAAAAGCCAAACAGACAUGGAAGCCUUUGAGAAGAACCUCUUGCUCCGUGUGAAGUCUGAGGAAUCACUCAACAACAAGUGGCUGGUGAAGAAAAAAGAGAAUUUCCUUCAUCCCCUGAGCAGCAGUGGAAGGGACAGCCUCCGACAGAGGGCACACCUUGAAGGGGAAGCUGUCAAUUCCUCGUUCCCUUCAGCACUGGAGGAUAAAGUGGAUGCAUUAACUGAGGAGCUGCUGCAGAUCAUGGAGGAUGAAGAGCAGUUUUUAAGCAGCAAAGGCAAUGAAGAUCUGCUCUCUUACUACCUUGAAAUAACCAGUUUGGAGAAGGAGAGUUUGGUAAAACAAAUAAAUGCAUUAGAAGAGGAAAUAGCCCAGGGCACAAAGUUGUGA
This is a messenger RNA of Parus major (Great Tit), 723 nucleotides long. RefSeq lists its product as uncharacterized. Bases 1 to 723 code for a protein of 240 amino acids. The transcript is spliced from 5 exons. The record is from RefSeq and is a predicted model, not a curated record. NCBI's taxonomy places the organism in Eukaryota, Metazoa, Chordata, Aves, Passeriformes, Paridae.